UAGGAUUACUGUUUAUGAUAUACGAAAGACUUUACCAGCUGAUAAACAUUUUGCCUGGCAAAUUUUGUUCAACAAUCCAAGCAAAUUAUCUUUUGUUUUAAUUAGUCUUAUUGUUUAUUUAAUUGUUUUAUCAUGUUUCUGUUUAAUCGAUCGACCAUUCUUCUUUGAAGCAGACUCCAGGUUGAGUUUGCAACCUAGCAUCGACGUGUUCAACAUUUGCCGCAUCAACGUUGACUAUGGCGUUAUUAAAUCUUGAAUUUCAUCUUAGAUUUAACUUUCCUGAUUGCUGAUUGUGUGAACUUUUUUGCAAUAUUUCUUAUAAUCAAAUAACUUGACUUUUUAUUCGCUUACAUGUGCAUAUACUAGUUCUAAUACUUCAUAGAAGGCUAUCUGUUUAUAAUCAUCAUCCGGUGUGAUGCAGUUCAUUGUUAAACCUACAUCAACAAACCCAUCAGUUGUUUGUAAAAAAUUUCUCCGAUUUCACUCAACAGUUGUUUUAAUUACAAUCGGUGGCUUAGCUCUUUUCUCAACGGGUUUUAUGUUCGGGUUAUUGUGGAAUAUGGAUGGGUCAUGUUCAAAAUUCAAAUCAAUAGACGAUGAAGCUGAUAGAGAGAUUAAUCAAGAUGCUGCCAGAAACGUUGGAGAUGUUGAAAGUCUUGGAAAAGAGUUGACAGAAGUUGGACUAGCAAAUGGUUUAAUUCAUUUAUCUUCAACUACACAAAAACAAGAUACAGAUCUUUUAAUUUUAAUAAUGAGUGCACCAGGGUAUAAAGACCGUCGAGAUGCCAUUCGUCAAACAUGGGUCAAUUUAAUUGAUGAUAGAUUAAUCAAGUAUUAUUUUGUUAUUGGUACUCACGCUGGGAGUAAAUUAGUGCUCGAACAUUUAAGAAAAGAACAAGAAGACUUCAAAGAUAUCAUCAUUUUCCCUCAUAUUGAUGAUUCUUAUUCAACUCUCAGUCAAAAAUUACUGGAAUCCCUUAAAUGGACGUAUUCUCGGUUUAAUUACAAAUUUGUUUUAAAAAUUGAUGAUGAUUCAUUUGUGAGAGUUGAUGCACUAUAUGAUGAGCUCAAAACUAAAAAGUCAGAUCAUCGAACCCUUUACUGGGGCUAUUUUGAUGGGGAUGCACCAGUUAAAAGACAAGGAAAAUGGACAGAAGACAACUGGUUUCUUUGUGACAAAUAUUUGCCUUAUGCUCUUGGCGGUGGUUAUGUUAUCUCUUCUUCAUUGGUUAAAUAUAUUGUUACGAAUUCUCACCUUCUAUCUCUUUAUCAUAAUGAAGAUGUCAACAUGGGAGUCUGGUUAGCUUCAUUGAACAUUACACGUCAACAUGAUCCUCGCUUCGAUACAGAGUAUAAAUCAAGAGGUUGUUCCAAUAAUUUUCUCGUUUCUCAUAGACAGAAUAUCAAUGAUAUGAGAGAAAAAUAUGAUAAUCUGAAACAAUUUGGUGUCCUUUGUAAAUCACAAGUGAUGCUGAGAAAAGCUUAUUUUUAUAACUGGAAGGUUGCUCCAAGCUCUUGUUGUUAUCGAAAUAUAAGUCUAUUGUGAUAUUCUUAAAACUGUCUGAAAAACUAUUUAGUCAUUUAUAUUUUUCUUUGUUUUUUCGCAAUCAACCAAUUUAAGAGAAGAUGAAUUUUGUCCAAUCUACUCAAAAGGAUGGAUUUUCCUCAAGAUAAAUCAACAGCUCAUUCUUAUCAAGCAUCAACCUGGUUGAUAUAUUCGUCCAUGAUUGAUGGACUUCUAUUAAGAGGGAAAAAUUAACUACCAAUAUACACCAGCUCAUACACUGUGAUUACCAUAAUAAACAAAACAAUUUUUUCGUGUCAUAAACAAAUUAUCAAUA
Messenger RNA from Tetranychus urticae (two-spotted spider mite), 1841 nucleotides. RefSeq names its product beta-1,3-galactosyltransferase 6. NCBI's taxonomy places the organism in Eukaryota, Metazoa, Arthropoda, Arachnida, Trombidiformes, Tetranychidae. Gene Ontology annotation, molecular function: galactosylxylosylprotein 3-beta-galactosyltransferase activity. Gene Ontology annotation, biological process: protein O-linked glycosylation; glycosaminoglycan biosynthetic process. Gene Ontology annotation, cellular component: Golgi membrane. The record is from RefSeq and is a predicted model, not a curated record.